Molecule: messenger RNA, 4538 nt
Organism: Oncorhynchus tshawytscha (Chinook salmon)
Lineage: Eukaryota; Metazoa; Chordata; Actinopteri; Salmoniformes; Salmonidae
Product: beta,beta-carotene 9',10'-oxygenase-like
Exons: 12
Coding region: 135-1817 (560 amino acids)
Biological process (GO): retinal metabolic process; carotene catabolic process
Cellular component (GO): mitochondrion
Molecular function (GO): beta-carotene 15,15'-dioxygenase activity; carotenoid dioxygenase activity
Source: RefSeq, a predicted model, not a curated record
AGCGACCCAAAAAACGACUCCGAAAAAGAGGGAAACGAGGCGGUCUUCUGGUCAGACUCCGGAGACGGGCACACCUAACUGAAUUCCACACACAGAAUUCUUCACACAGGAGCAGCAGUGUUCUAAGUCAAGCCAUGCCACCAGUAAAGCUUGAGGUAUCAGAUGCGACCAUCACGCCGCCUAGUGAUGCCAAGCCAAAGGAGCUCAAUAAGUGUAACCAGCUAGAGCUGAAGGGUCUGGAGUCUAUCGCCCCUCUGGUGCGGUCCGUGGAGGAGACCCCAGAGCCCAUCGCCACAGAGGUGUGUGGGACCAUCCCAACCUGGAUCCGAGGCAGCCUCCUCCGCAACGGCCCAGGGAAGUUUGAGUUCGGAAACCAACACUACAACCACUGGUUUGAUGGGAUGGCCAUGCUGCACCAGUUUAAGAUUGAGGAUGGCAAGGUAACCUACAGGAGUCGCUUCCUGCAGAGUGAUGCUUACAAGAAGAACAGCGAGAGGAACCGCAUCAUGGUGUCAGAGUUUGGCACAGUGGCCAUGCCCGACCCCUGCAAGAACUUCUUCCUGCGUUUCCUCUCUCGCUUCGAGAUGAUAGAGGCAACGGACAAUGCCAGUGUUAGCUUUGUAAAGUACAAGGGAGACUGCUUUGUCAGCACUGAGACCAACUACAUGUACAGGGUGGACCCAGAGAGCCUGGAGACACAGAAUAAGGUGGACUGGACAAAGUUUAUUGCUGUGAAUAUGGCCACUGCGCAUCCGCACACUGAACCGGAUGGCACUACGUACAACAUGGGCAACUCUUAUGGCAGAAAAGGUGCCUUGUAUAACAUAAUCAAAGUGCCCCCUAUGAAGAACAACCCCGAGGAAACCCUGGAGGGGGCCAAAGUGCUGUGCUCUAUUGUCCCUGCAGACAAGGCCAGGCCCUCCUACUACCACAGCUUCGCAAUGUCAGAGAACUAUGUGGUGUUCAUAGAGCAGUCUAUCAAGAUGGACCUACUGAAGAUUGUCACAGCUAAACUGAGGGGAAAGGGAAUCAGUGAGGGGAUCUACUGGGACCCCAAACAAGAUACUGUCUUUCACCUGGUAGACAAACACACGGGACAGACCAGCUCAGUAAAGUUCCACACCAAGGCUCUGUCAGUGUUCCACCAGAUCAACGCUUAUGAGGAGGACGGCUUCCUGAUGCUGGACAUGUGUUGCUCUGAUAAUGGAGAGGCAAUCAACACCUACGUCAUCCAGAACCUACGCAAGUCAGGGGAGGCUCUCGAUCAGGCCUACAACAACAUGUACAGAGCGUUCCCCCGGCGCUUUGUUCUGCCCCUCAAUGUGACCAACGACACACCGACAGGUGUGAACCUCAACACACGUCCCGCCAGCUCUGCCACUUCUUUCAAAACAGCCAUAGAUAAGGUGGUGUGCCAGUUUGAGGAUCUCCAUGGAGAGGACCUUUAUGAGUACGGAGGCCUGGAGUUCCCCCAGAUCAACUACAGCAAGUUCAACACGCGGCCCUAUCGCUACUUCUACGGCUGUGGCUUUAGGCACCUGGUGGGAGACUCACUCCUCAAGAUUGACCUGGAGGGAAAGAAAGUCAAGGUGUGGUACCAGAAGGGUUUGUUCCCCUCAGAGCCUGUUUUCGUUCCCUCGCCGGACGCCGUGGAGGAGGACGAUGGGGUCAUCCUGUCCGUGGUGGUCACGCCCACUGAGGAUAAGAGUACAUUCCUCCUGGUUCUGAAUGCCAAGACAUGGGAGGAGCUGGGGAGAGCCGAGGUGCCUGUCAAUAUUCCCUACGGUUUCCAUGGUACCUUCAACCCGACUGCCUAGAUCAGCAUUACUGACCUAACAAUCACCCAUGCCUUCCUUCCUCCCUCCCUCCCUCCCUCAGAUUAUUUUGUGACCAAUACAAAUUAAUGGUAAAUAAUGUAGUGUGUCAUUAUGGAGUCACUUUUAUUGUAAAUAAGAAUAUAACAGGUUUCUAAUCACUUCUACGUUACAUGUUAAAAUGUGGAUGCUACCAUGAUUACAGAUAUUCCUGAAUAAAUUGUGAAAAAUGAUAAGUGAGAAAGUUAGAUGCAGAAAUAGCAUACCCCCCCCCCAAAAAAAAUGAUAACCUCCUCUGUUAUUGUAAUGGUGAGAGUCUUUUGUGUGUCUUUUGUGUGUCUGUAACUUUCUCGCUUGUCAUUAUCUACGAAUCAUUCAGGAUUUUCCAUUUUCACGGUAGCAUCCACAAUAAUGUACAAUGGAAGUGCUUAGAAACAUUCUAUUCUUAUUUCCAAUAAAAGUGACUCCAAAAUGACCAUACAUUAUUUACCAUUCAAGUCAAGGGGUCUGAAUACGCUGUAUACACACAUUUUACAUAUACAUUUUACACACAUGGUACUUUUAUAUAGAGCAAUCACAUAAUAAUAAUAAUAAUAAUAAUAAUACAUUACCAAACACAAGCUCUUUAAAUCACACAUGAAUUUUGAACCUUUCUCAUCGCAAAUUCUCCACAGAUUGUAAGCUAAAGAUGAAAACCUUUCCUAUGAUAAUUCUUAUAUUAUUGAUUGAUUGACAAUGGCUUUCCAAAUUGCCCAACACUGCUCUUUGUAAGGUUAAUGUUAAGUCAAUGUUGCUACAGUACAUAGGGGCAAUACCAUAAUAAAUGAUCUCUUCGCAGAAAAAUAUACAGUGCUAAGAUUGUUGUAUGCCCUAUAUAUAUAUAGCAUGAAAUUGGUGGCAAAAAAGUCAGUCUUGAAUCAAAUUUUGUUUUUUGUAUCAGUUCAUAUACCAUGUUUCAUGGAAUCGGUACAUCGAAAAUCUCUCCCCAUUUAUUUUGCAACCUGUAUGGCGCAGGGUCAACAUUUUUGCCCUCAAAUGAAACUGCUAUAUUUUUAUAAUUAUGCCAAUCAUUUUCAGCCAAUUUUGUAUCUUUAGUAUAUGGCAGACAAACAAGUUCCAAACAUUCCCCCUCUUCCCCUUGCCCUUGGUAAUGCUGCAAUCAAUUGGUUGUAACUUUGUAAUUGUGCAGACAUUCCCAUAUAUUUUUGAUAGCUGCAUAUGUUACUUAACUUCACUAUCUCUAUUCAUAAUAUCAAUAAUAAAUAUAAUACCAUUUUAAAACAUUUUUUCCAUAAAGAAUGUUUUUUUUAAAUGAAUCAGUAUUUGAGUUUAACCAUAAUAUUUGUUCUGUCUUUUCUGGAGGUAAAAUUGAAAUUGUAACCAGCUUUGUAUGGCUUGUUUAUGAAAGGGCACACUUUAAACAAAGUUAAAUUUUCAAUUAGUCGGAAAUGAGAAUUUGUAAUCUGUAUAAAGGCAAUUUUUGAACAAAGGAUUAACCUUUCUUAAUAAUCUACUGGAAAACCAUUUUGGUUUUAAGUGUAAUCUAUGUAUGAGUGAAGCUUUUAGUGAGAGGUUUAAUGCUUUAAUAUUUAAUAUUUUUAGCCCCCUAAACACAUUAAUUAUUUUGUCUGGUUUAGCUUUCCAAAUUAAGUGAACUAUUUUUUGCUCAUAUGAUUUUAAAAAUACAAGUCGCCUGGAAUAGGCAAUGCCAUUAUUAAGUAAACUGUGAUAGAACCAAAGAGUUAAUAAAUGUGAUUUAUGGUUGCAGAAUCUUAUCUAUUUUUCCAAACUUUCUAUUGAAAUUGGUUGUGGUAAGUUAAUUUAUAUUUUUUGAGAUAUGAAUACCAAGUAUGUCUACUUCAUCUUCCGCCCAUUUUAUUGGCAAACUACAAGGUAGUGUAAAAACUGACUUUUAAUGAUCCAAUACAUAAUCUGGUACACUUUUCAUAAUUAGGUUUUAGUCCAGAGAGGCUAGAAAAGUGAUUAAGAUCUUCAAUGAGAUUGUGCAGGGAUCCAGAUUGCAGACCUAAGAGAGAACUUGAGUCAUCGGCAUACAUUGACACAUUUUUGUUAUUAACCCCUUGAUGUUCUUGUUGGAUCAAAUUUUAAUAGCUAGCAUUUCGAUGGCCAUAAUAAAUAUAUAUGGAGACAAUGGACAGCCUUUUACUCCUCUUAAAAGCUCAAUACUUUCUAAGUAACCAUUGCUGUACAUAACUUUAACCCAAUGUAUAUGAGAGUCACCGAAAUUAAAGUAAUCCAGGCAUUUAUGUGUCAAUUCUAAUUGUACUUUAUCAAACUCCUUUUUGAAAUGAGAGAGACUGUAAGUGUGUCCAUUCACUACAACAAAUAUCUAUGUUCAAGUAACUUCAAUCGUUAUAGAUCAGGAUACAUCAUGCAAUUUAGUUUCAAAAGUUAAUAAACAGUUAAGUAUUUACAACUUAAGAAGACCAUAUGGGUGGUGAUGUCACUUUAUUACUUUAAGUAUUGAACACUGAAAUACUCUGAGUUGGGUCACUCAAAUGGUUCUAGGCAACUGGUUUCCACAUAAAAAAAUUGUUAGCAGAACUAAUUACUUUAUACAGUGCAGAAUCUGAUGCCUUAGUUUACAUUAAGUUACGCAUGCAUAUCCACUAACAAUCUUUUGUAUUUUUUGUCAAUUUUAUACAAAUUGUUUACUAUGUUCUGUGGUACAUUUCUAAUUAAAAAGUGAUACUAUAAAAGUUU